Coffea eugenioides is the source of this 1004-nucleotide messenger RNA. RefSeq names its product tankyrase-1. Bases 58 to 681 code for a protein of 207 amino acids. Gene Ontology annotation, biological process: protein ubiquitination; positive regulation of protein catabolic process. NCBI's taxonomy places the organism in Eukaryota, Viridiplantae, Streptophyta, Magnoliopsida, Gentianales, Rubiaceae. The record is from RefSeq and is a predicted model, not a curated record. The transcript has 6 exons. Gene Ontology annotation, molecular function: protein binding.
UGUUUCGAGUGUUUGCGCAACAGACGGACGGCUAGAGAGAGAGAGAGAGAGAGAGAGAUGGCGGUAGCAGGAAGGCGGAACGGCAUGGAGGAUGAAGAAGAAGGAGAAGAGGGAAUACUUUUUGACGAACAGCUCGAGUUCCUGGGAGACGUCUCCGACUCCGACACCCCGCCUCACCUCCGUGACCUAGCCACGGCGGCGGAGCGUGGCAACGUCGAGGACCUCCGCUUGGCCCUAGAUAAUUUCAUUGGAAGUAUUGAUGAACCUGUGGAGGAUGGGGAUACUGCCCUUCAUCUUACCUGUUUGUAUGGCCAUUUACCUUGUGUCCAGCUCUUGUUGGAGAGAGGAGCUAACUUGGAGGUGAAGGACGAAGAUGGAGCACUUCCCCUUCAUGAUGCUUGUGCAGGAGGAUAUACAGAUAUAGUCCAGCUUCUACUCAACAGUGGUAAUAGUCCGGAAUGUGUUAAGAGAAUGCUGGAAUCUGUUGACCUGGAUGGUGAUACGCCCCUUCAUCAUGCUGCCAGAGGUGAGCACAUGGAGGCUAUUAGGUUGUUGCUGGCCUCUGGGGCGUCUCCUAAUAGGGAAAAUGUCUAUGGAAAGACUCCACGUGAACUUGCUGAACCCGACACGGAAGCUAGGAGAAUUUUGGAAGAGGCUGCCAGUGCCAUGGCUGGCCAUUAGGAUUUUCAGUCAUGAUUUUGCUUAUGCUUUGGUCACUGCUUUAGUAGUAAAUUAGGAUAUAUAGGUUGAUAUCCUGACCUGUCGGGAAAUUGUGAAAUGCUCGUGGUUUGUAAUCGAGAUAUAUUCUGUAUCCACGCUUGAGGGGAUGAUUCUGUAGGUUAGCAUUAUUGUUACAGAGUUUAUCUUCUUGAAAUUGACUUAAUAUCAAGAGAAGAAUUCAUCCCCCUCGUUCCUGCUGAGUAUGUUGUUGAUAUGUUCAAUAUGUAAUUAACUUGUCAUGCCCUGCUUCGUGGCAAAUGCUGAGACCCUCUGUGCUUCCUCCA